Messenger RNA from Gracilinanus agilis (Agile Gracile Mouse Opossum), 309 nucleotides. Its product is annotated as glucose-induced degradation protein 4 homolog. The transcript has 3 exons. The coding region runs from base 13 to 309 and encodes 98 amino acids. The record is from RefSeq and is a predicted model, not a curated record. NCBI's taxonomy places the organism in Eukaryota, Metazoa, Chordata, Mammalia, Didelphimorphia, Didelphidae.
GGGGACCCCGAGAUGCCGGUCCGCACUGAGUGCCCCCCGCCGGCCGGAGCUUCGGCCGCCUCCUCCGCGUCCCUCAUCCCGCCGCCCCCCAUCAACACCCAGCAGCCCGGCGUGGCCACCAGCCUCCUCUACAGCGGCUCCAAGUUCCGCGGCCACCAGAAGAGCAAGGGGAACUCGUACGACGUGGAGGUGGUGCUGCAGCAUGUGGAUAUGGAGAACUCUUACCUUUGUGGAUACUUGAAGAUUAAAGGCCUUACUGAGCUUCUCUUAGAUGCUGAAGGCAAUGGUUUUCCUUUAUUCACAGCAUGA